GAGCAGGUUGAGCAGCACACGGAGGUGACACCCAAGUCCACUGGCGAGUCAACCUCCCCAGAGGGGUCUGCUGAACCUUCAGAUACAGACCAGGACGCCACUACCGCUCAUGCUUACCUCCCAACAGCGGGAUCGUGGCGAGCUAUAUGGUCUCCUGAACACAACACCUAUUAUUUCUACAACUCCGAAACCAAAGAAACGACUUGGGUAAACCCCCUUCAAACUGAAUCAGAACCUUCCUCGUCUUCCACCCCCCAAUCUGGUCCAUCCACGAUAAUAGACUCUCACCACGCCGCGCUGCAAGCAAACGCGAUGGCGCUGGGUAUUGAUCCAUCCUUGGCCCAUCUUGAUCCUUCGCUUGCUUCCUCGUCGGGUGUUCCUAGCAACUUUAUGUACACCGCCAAGUUCAACGCGAAGACUGGCGCUUUUGCGAAGGCGGAUAGUCGCGAUCCUACUCACUUGUCAGAGUAUGAGCGUGCUAAGCGCAUGAGCGAGUUCUACUUUGACGUUGGUGCUUGGGAGAGGGAGGUCGAGGCUCGCAACAAGGCUGAGAUUGAGGCCGAGGGAGAAGGCAAGAAGAGAAAACGUCCGACGAAGAAAGACCUAGAGCGGUUCAAGGAACAGAAGAGAUUAAAGAAGAUUGCAAAGACAGCAUGGCUUCGAACAUAG
This is a messenger RNA of Suillus bovinus, 669 nucleotides long. RefSeq lists its product as uncharacterized. The annotation marks the transcript as partial. NCBI's taxonomy places the organism in Eukaryota, Fungi, Basidiomycota, Agaricomycetes, Boletales, Suillaceae. Gene Ontology annotation, molecular function: protein binding. The transcript has 2 exons. The record is from RefSeq and is a predicted model, not a curated record.